Grammomys surdaster is the source of this 2819-nucleotide messenger RNA. Its product is annotated as ankyrin repeat and IBR domain-containing protein 1-like. The annotation marks the transcript as partial. The transcript is spliced from 6 exons. The record is from RefSeq and is a predicted model, not a curated record. Lineage: Eukaryota; Metazoa; Chordata; Mammalia; Rodentia; Muridae.
AUUUUUAGUUUGGUCAAAGUAUGUAUUUUGCAAAAACAUACACCAUCCUAAUGUCUUUGUAGCUGAAGGAGGCUGUCCAGAUACCACUUUCAUCGAAGAUGCAGUGCACGUUCUUCUAAAAACUCGGCGAAUCCUCAAGUGUUCUUAUCCAUAUGGAUUUUUCUUAGAACCUAAAAGCACAAAGAAAGAAAUUUUUGAACUAAUGCAAACAGACCUAGAAAUGGUCACUGAAGACCUUGCCCAAAAAGUCAAUAGGCCUUAUCUUCGUACACCUCGACACAAGAUCAUCAGGGCAGCAUGCCUUGUGCAGCAGAAAAGGCAAGAAUUCCUGGCGUCUGUCGCUCGUGGGGUUGCUCCUGCAGACUCACCAGAUGCUCCCAGGCGCAGCUUUGCCGGUGGAACAUGGGAUUGGGAAUAUUUAGGAUUUGCAUCACCUGAGGAAUAUGCUGAAUUUCAGUAUCGGAGGAGGCACAGACAGCAGCGCCGUCGAGGAGAUGUGCAUAGCCUGCUCAGUAAUCCUACAGACCCCGAUGAACCAAGCGAAAGCACUUUCGAUCUACCAGAGGGGGGCAGCAGCCGCAGGCCUGGUGCAUCCGUGGUAAGCUCUGCAUCUAUGAGUGUUCUGCACAGCUCUUCCCUGCGUGACUACAGCCCUGCCAGUCAUUCUGCAAACCAGGACUCUCUUCAGGCUCUGAGUUCCUUGGAUGAAGAUGAUCCCAACAUACUCCUUGCCAUACAAUUGUCACUGCAAGAGUCUGGGCUGGCCAUCGAUGAAGAAACCAGAGACUUCCUUAGCAGUGAAGCAUCCCUAGGAGCCAUAGGCACAUCUUUACCUUCCCGACUGGACUCUGUGACUCGGAGCACAGAUAGUCCUCGGGCUGCGCUGAGCAGCUCUGAGCUGCUGGAACUUGGUGACAGCCUCAUGAGACUAGGAGCAGACAGUGACCCGUUUUCAACUGACACUUUGAGUUCACGCCCUCUCAGUGAGACAAGAAGUGAUUUUUGUCCCUCUUCCAGUGACCUUGACUCAGCUGGCCAGGACCCCAGUGCCAAUGACAAUCUUCUUGGCAAUAUUAUGGCUUGGUUUCAUGACAUGAACCCUCAGAGUAUCGCCCUGAUUCCUCCAGCAGUAACCACAGAGACGAGUGCUGAGCCUCAUCCUCCCUGUUCAAGAGAUGGGUCUGAAGGUGUGAGGGACAUGGAGCUGGUGCCGCCAGAAGACUCAGUGUCCAAAGAUGCUGCUGAUCAUGAAGGGAAAAGAACCCAGAUGGGAGAAAAUCCUCUGGAAGAGAAUACUCUGGCCGGGGAAGAGUUGUCUCAAGCUGGUGACAGUAGUAAUGAGGCAGUGAGCAGGGGGGACGGGCCAGAUGGUGUCAGUCAAACCCCUCAGACCUCAAGCGACUGGCUCGAGCAAGUACAUUCAGUAUGAAUUGCACACAUUUGCUCUCCGGGUGAAUCAUAGUACAGGGGUCUGGGAGGUGGAGUAUGCUUUAGAGAGACUUUAAUGCACUUAAUUUGAACUCGGUUAUAAACCACUGAUGUUAGAGUUGAAUGCAGAGGGGUUCCCUCAGAUGAUAGCUGCAGUGUCAAGUUUAACCUUACAGGGAAUUUCUUUUGUGUCUAUCCCCCUUUUUAGUGUCAAAAAAGAGCAGGAGAAAACACAUGGAAUGAAUGGGUUGACACCCACAUUCUAAGAGAAUGCAGCGCUCUGUCUAGCCUAGAGUUGGCAGUACUUAAGUUGACCAUUUCAAUCAAAAGCUUCCUCUUUAUUCCUUACAUGGCUUCCUCUUUUUCAUAGAAAUGAAGAGGUUUUUUUUAUUGUAGAAGUUGGGCCAGACAGUUCUGAUCACGUGUCUUCAGUGUCUGUCUCAUCUCCAGGGGCCUUCUUCCCUCCUGUUGUCCAAGCAGUGUGAGCUGAGGUGUCCGUGCUGCUUUUAGUGCUGCAUCUACCAGUGUGAGUAGUUUCUGUUUCACAUGAUGAAAGAUUCCUUCUCAUGUCUCUUCACAGUCCAAUUGUGCCAAACUCUGACUCAUGCGCUGACUGACAGGGCGGGUAGGUGUGCUGCUUCCUGGUGUGCUCCAGGGCAGUGUCAGUGUGCUCGGGAGUAAAAGGUGCCACCCGGUAACAGUAACUGUCCAGAAAUUAAUGGGCUUUUGUUGCCAUGGAGACUGCAUUUAAAUAAAUGUAGCCUGUAGCUUAAGUAAACUAAAGCUAAUGCUGCUGUUAAAACAGUUUAUUUUAAUAUUAAAAUACAGUUGAUUAGCAACAGCGGUGCUGUAUUUAAGAGACACUUUAUUGGAAGUGCAAUCAUAGUUCUUUGUUUUCACAGUUUUACAGUGCAUUCUAAUUACUAACGGGUGCAAUUACUUUUAAUGGUGUUUUAUAACAUAGAAAAACUGGAGUUUUCAUGAGUUACAGUAAAUCCCACAGUUAUUAAAAAAUUCAAUACAACAUCCUACACAACAUGUUACCGUGCCUUUGCCUAACCUAAACGGAUAGUUGCCAGUUAAGUAAGUCAGUAAUUCCAAUCUCAAUGUCUUUCUGAAGUAACUAUGCUAUGAAUUGCAAAGACCUCCAUGAAACCACCCAUGGCCUUGCUUUUACAGUAACUAUGACAACUAAGUGUUCAGUUCGUUUGCCUAGAUAGCAAAUGCUACUGUGUUUGUUCUCUUGCGCAAUACUCAUUUGCUGUUUGAUCACUGUUUAGUAUUGAAAACUCAGCCUCCUAGUUAUCAGUGUCCUACUGUGAAGAAAUACUGGUCUUAGUUGUAAUUACGAUACAGUGGUCCAGUGUGUAAUUAAACUAGAGUAAACUGUU